Messenger RNA from Funneliformis caledonium, 642 nucleotides. The record is from the annotation of a GenBank genome assembly. Lineage: Eukaryota; Fungi; Glomeromycota; Glomeromycetes; Glomerales; Glomeraceae.
AUGAAACAUAUAAAGGAAACACUUUCAAAACAUCCAAAAGUUAGAAAAAUUAUUGAUCCAAAGACUGUAAUAUGUAUAUGUGCUAAAAAAAUUCGUCUUGAUAGAAAUUAUGAUCCAGAUCUUCUUGACCAUUAUGUUAAAAAAAAUAUAUAUAAAAGUAAUGAUGGAAACUCUAAAAUUACGCAAUUUUUUUCAACUGAAAAUUCAGAAACUUCAAAAAAAAGAAAACUUUGUGUUGGGUUAAAUGAUGAAAAAGUCAAAUUAUAUUUACAUCGUAUAGGUUUUAUAAUCACAUUUGGUGAUGCACCACCUUUAGAAGUUAUAGCACAAAAAUUAUUUGGUUAUAUUUGUGAUUAUUUUAAAGGAAAUGAAGUAAAUGCUUUAGCAAAAUGUGUUUCUAUGGUGGUCAUAUUACAAUUUGAAUUAUUAUUAUCAUCUCUAACUGAUCUUGUAAUAAAGGAAAUAAUACCAAUUAAGGAAAAUUUAACAAAAGAAUUUCAAAAUGGAGAGAAAGUUUUAACAGAAAUUGCUGAAAUAAUAGGAAAUAUUACAGAUUUAAAUUUGCGAAAUAAUACAGAUGAAGAUUUGAUAGAUGCUCGUGAACAAAUUACAAAUUUAUCUAAUAAUACAUAUUUACAAUAA